Molecule: messenger RNA, 1629 nt
Organism: Ilyonectria robusta
Lineage: Eukaryota; Fungi; Ascomycota; Sordariomycetes; Hypocreales; Nectriaceae
Product: ankyrin repeat-containing domain protein
Exons: 2
Coding region: 1-1629 (542 amino acids)
Molecular function (GO): protein binding
Source: RefSeq, a predicted model, not a curated record
AUGUUUCAGCCCACCAAGUCUAUACAGUCUCGGAUGAGCGACGACGACUUCGAGUCGCCUGGCUUAGCUCUAUUCACCUCCAUUCGCGACAACGACAUACCGAGGCUGCGACGACUGAUUGAUGCCCUGACCCCUGCGGACUUGCAUCAACGCCUAGAAGACGAAACCGUCUGGGGCAUGCCACUCCACGUUGCAACUCUUUGCAAUAGUUCAGCAGCAGUGGAAAUUCUUCUGAGUGCCGGCGCGAGUCCUCUAGCCUUGAGGCAUUCAAGCGACGACGACCGCACGCCGCUGGAAAUAGCCGCUCGACAGGGCAAUCGAGCUAUUCUGCGACAGCUUUGGCAACAUAUCGACCCCGAUCACCACACCAAUAACUACACAAACUUCCAGUCAUGCCUUGUUUACUCUGCCAUGUACGAACAAGUGUCGAUUGUCGCUGACCUACUGACAAGCUUCAAGGCCAAGACAAGUAUCUUUGAAAGGAUUGACUACCGGGGGAUUGACCACCUCGAGCAGCAACAGCUGAUUGCGCUGCUGGUGGAUGCAGGAGCCAACCCCAACUCGACUCUCAAUCGUUCAUCUACCAUCCUGUCAGCUGCUUUCUGUAUGGAUCUAGUCGGUGCAUUGAAAGCGCUUCUUGAAAAAAGUGCGGAUCCCAAUGCAACAAUGCAUACAGGAGUGUCUGCACUGCAUCGCCUUGGCUUCCCAGUAUCUAUUAAACGAGCUCCAACGAAACGUGGGUUACAUGAGACAGGUAUCCGUCUCCUUCUCAAGAAAGGUGCUUCUGUUUGUCAGGAAAACAAGUCUGGAGAGACCCCCAUCCACUAUGCAGCAUGUGGCUCCAACCUUCGAAUCCUUCAACUCUACCUCUCUGCAUACCCAGGCGACGAAGUCGACGAUUUCAUACGGUCUAAGAACCGCCACGGAGAAACGUUGCUGCAUAACGCAGCCGCAGGGUGCAGCAUUGAGAUUAUUGAAUAUCUGUUAUCUGAUGGCGGCAUAAAAGGCAGCAUCAAUCAGGCCAACUCAAAUGGUUGGACCCCCUUUAUGUGUGCCCUGGCUCAGACUGCCGUCGAUGGCAUCCCGCCUUUAGCAAACUGCAAAACGCCAUUGCAAGUACUACCAGCCGUACAACUUCUGCUUGCCCACGGAGCCAAUCCCCUUGUCGUCACGGCCGAGGGCUGGACGCCGUUACAUUGCCUCGCACUCUACCAUAGCGAGAAUACCAGCGACGAAACUAUCCAGCUGAUUGACAAGCUCGUUUUAGCAGGUGCGGAUGUCAACGCUUGUGCUUUGUUUCCAUUUGACGACGAGCCAAUUCCUGGCCACCCUCCGGCUUCUGGCCCCAAGGCAUUCGGCUGGGGCCACCAGGUUGAAGAAGUCAUAAAGGACCCUGCGAGUAAGAGAAUGGUCGUUCGAUCCGGUCUCACACCGCUGCAUUUUGCGGCCGCCCACGGUGCUGUGGGCGUGAUUGCGGCGCUUCUACGACAUGGAGCCAAUCCUGCGGCUGAAGAUUCCACUGGAGCGUCGCCGGCGAGAACAGCAGGGGAUUCAGCGCGGCUUAGGUACCAGCCUAAGGCCCAAGAAAAUAUCAUCACCAUGUUGAUGGACGCUGGAGGUUCAUAUUAA